Messenger RNA from Symbiodinium sp. CCMP2592, 1188 nucleotides. Lineage: Eukaryota; Dinophyceae; Suessiales; Symbiodiniaceae. The record is from the annotation of a GenBank genome assembly.
AUGGCAUGGGAUCCCCUCCGCUCAUGGCUUCCGGACAUCGCUGCUUUCCUCGCGCUGCUCCUCUCCGUCAUGGCAGCCUUCGGCUUCGUCCAAAGCUUCGGGGCAACCUCGGAGGCCGCGCAGCUCCGGGCCUGGGCGGCGCUGCCCUGGAAGCCGGUGCCCUGCUCCGUGCAGGACAUGGGCGUGGCUUACCGGGGCACCUGCAGCCUCGACUCGGACCAGGAGAGAUACGAGGAGAAAGACUUUGCCGAGUGCUUGGGAGCCUCCGACGAUGCUCCUGGAGAGAGCCUCAACCAAGUUGUCGACAGGGCCCGGUUCAACUCCACUCAAGGACUUUGUGGGCAAGUGUCAACUUCGAGGUUCCAGGCUCUUGGCGGAGAGUCGACCUCUUCUGGGCGGAGACUUCUGAUGCAUUUCUUUCACCCACGUGGUCCCGGAGACAUGGUGGGAUCUCGCUUCAUUCCGAUUGCUUGGCGCUGCCACGACAGUUACCUUCCCUGGGCAGUCGUCCGCCUCGACGAGGGCGUAAGAUGCGCUUAUGCCUUUGGUGCGCCGAAGGCCUCUGUCUACAGAAGGUGGAGAGAUGUACAGGACGAUCUUCAAGAUCUUGGCCUUGCGAAAGGCGCGACGGAUGGUGCGGAGUGCUGGCGCCCUGAAGGGGACCUUUGCACCGUCGCCCUGAAGUCCAACGUAUUCCUGAUGGAGCUCGAGGGCAGCAAGCAGGAGGUUUGGCGCAAUGUCGCGAUUGCCUUGACAUCGGUUUCCUUGGCUCUGGCUGUCCUGGCAGCCUCUUACCGCCGUCGAUUUGCCCAUGAGCUGGUGCCGACAGAGGAUCCAGAUUGCCAGGAGGCCGAGUCUCUGUCUGCACGUGUUCGCCGACUGGUGGCCGGCGCGGCAGCGAAGGUUUCUGAAAGUACCCCUCAGCUCUCGGCUCGGAGCUCCCGGCGCACUUUGCGUGCCGACCGCUUCAUAUCGGGCAAUGGGAGGCCGAAUCAAAACCUUGCUGCGGACUUUGCAGAUGCGGCUGCUCGCGCCCGAAGCCACGGCGUCGCGAAAGAGCCUCACCCCACUGCCUAUGCGAGGCCGCUAGGGGCGACCAUUUUCAGAGACCUAUCAUCAGCAAGCCAUUUUCAGAGGUUGAAGGUUCCGAAGAGUGUGUGUGCAAUGACACGAGCCGCGAGCCUGUGA